This is a messenger RNA of Plasmodium vivax (malaria parasite P. vivax), 4110 nucleotides long. RefSeq lists its product as hypothetical. The transcript has a single exon. The coding region runs from base 1 to 4110 and encodes 1369 amino acids. Lineage: Eukaryota; Apicomplexa; Aconoidasida; Haemosporida; Plasmodiidae. The record is from RefSeq and is a predicted model, not a curated record.
AUGAAGAAAAGCUUCGCAGCAUUUUUUGCCUGCCCCCUCAUCUUUAACGCUGCGUAUUCCUUAAGUCUAAGCAGCGUGAAUGAGCAUUUUUCCGACCAUUUGACCAGGGAUAACAGUGACGAAAAUGGCAAUUUAAAUUUAAUGCAAAAUAGCCCCCCUCACAGAAUUAAACGGAGGUAUAACAACAAUUUAAGCAAUGAAUCAGAUAGUGCCAUGCAACCCGGUGAAAUGCGAAGAGACGGUUCUGUAUACUUAUAUUUCACAAACCAUAAUGCACAUUUAGAAGGAGAUUCUUCACACGAUGCUACUGCAGUGGGUAAAGGCAAAAACAACUUCCAGCGCGCACACAGAGGUACACCACCUAGCACGGAAAAAAAAGCUGUAGGUGAUAGCACCCCGCGGAGGAAAAAAACGCACGGUAAGCACAGCACUUGGACUACAAAAAGUGAAGAACAACAAAAAGCACGUUCUGUUCGAAGUAAAAAUGAUGUUAAAAGGAACGGCACUGGGAGGGCAUUAUCUAGGAAAGGUGCCCCACUCAGCAAGCUUCAACUAACCAAUGUUGAAGACGACGUGGUUGAAAGCGGGGAUGAAGGCGAUGAUUUCCCAAACGUGGAUGGCGACUUAGGUGAUGACUCCUUCGACAAUUUGUUUGGCGGUGACGAUGCGUUUGAUAAUUUGUUUGGCGAUGAUGAUACGUCAGACAAUUUGUUUGGCGGUGAUGAUGCGUCAGACAAUUUGUUUGCCGAUGACGAUCCGUCCGACAAUUUGUUUAGCGGCGAUGAUGGAGAUAGUUUGAUGGACACCACCGGUGACUUAGGUGAUGACUCUGCGGAGAGUCUGCUUAACGGUGAAGAGUAUAACUCGAUGGACGAUUUGGGCGACAAUUUUCUAAGCGAGGACGGUAGCGACCGCUUGGUGGAUGCCGUCGAAGGGGACCUCGGCGAAGGUUCAGUCGAUAAUUUGUUCAGCGAAGAGGAGGACAGUUUGGCGGAUACCGAUAACGACUUAGGUGGCAAUUCGGCAGAUAAUUUGUUCAGCGAAGAGGAGGAUAGUUUGGUGCAUACCGAUAACGACUUAGGUGACAACGAUUUUGCGGAUAAUUUGUUCAGCGACGAGGGAGACAGUUUGAUGGAUCCCACCCAAGGCGGUCUUGGUGGUGACUCCAUCGACAAUUUGUUUACCGAUGAUAUUGAUGUUGAUGGCGAUAGCGAUGAUAGCGGCGGUGGCUUAUUUAGCAGCCUGGGGGGUGAUAUACAAGACGAGAAUUUAUUUUACCAGGAUCACUACCAGUCAGAUAAUAGCGGAGAUGCCUCACUUGGCGACGCUGCGGUAGACUCUUUAACUGAUGAGGAGAGCGUGUUAGGCAGCAUCCGGGAUGACCUACCCGGUGAUAACCCAUUGGACAAUGUGCGUUCUGAAUACAGUAGCCGUGGCGGUAGUGGCAGCGGCAGCGGCAGCUUGCGUACAUAUGGCAAAAUGAAUUCCCUAAGGAACGACUUACUGAAUGGAGCGGCGGAUGCCAGUGCCUACGACGAGUUAGACGGAAGAAGCCAUGUUGAUGCAAGUGAAGCGACUAAUUAUGGCAACGAGAAAGGAGACAGUUCUGCGAACAACAAAAGGGACGUCUUCAUUGAUAAUCCGGGUUUAUCCAACAAAAUGGGGAAAAGUACCAAAUCUGAUGAUAGGGGGGAUGUCCUACCUAGUAGCAAAAGAGAAGUAGUCAUGGUAGAGCCACUAAUUUCUAGUAGCAAGAAGGGAAACCAAGAGAAAACUAACAAGGGUAAUAUGAUGAACUCCAACCAGAGAAGCGGUUCUGCCCCCACAGUGGAUUCAAAGGGGGGGGACAACUUCUCAGGCGCUUCAAGCGGUAGCAAUGAAGGGAAUGCCCUGGGAAAAACCGCUACUAAGAAAUCGGCAAGUAGUGGCCAAGCCGACCCUAAUGGUGCGUUGAGCCCGAAGGGUAGGGCGAGUCCCGCGGAGAGGGGCGGCCAGGAAUCGCCAAAGAGCAGCAAAAAGGACAGCAAUAAAGACAGCAAAACGGAUAGCCAAAAGGACAGCAAAAAGGACAGCAAACCGGAAAGCAAAAAGGAUAUCCAAAAGGAUAGCAAACAGGAUAUCCAAAAGGAUAGCAAACAGGAUAUCCAAAAGGAUAGCAAACAGGAAAUCAAAAAGGAUAGCAAACAGGAAAGCAAAAAAGACAGCAAAAAAGACAGCAAAAAGGAUAGCCAAAAGGACAGCCAAAAGGACACCAAACAGGGGAGUAUCAAGGGAAUCGAAAAGGAAAGUAAAAAGGACAUCAAAAAGGAAAGCAAACAGGGGAGUGUCGAUGGCAGCAACAAGGGUAGUGUCAAGGGCACACUAGACAAACGAGACAAAAACGACCGCAAGGAAAAACCCACUACUAAUAAAAAUCCAAAUAAUAGCCAAAGUGGCACUAACGGUACACCGAAUAGUAACCGAAAGAAUGACGCAAAGGAGAAGCCUAGAGUUGAAAAGGAAUCCACUGCACAGGAAAAGGUAACCACUAGCAGUGAGGAUAGCAAACGGGGCACUUCCAAGAGCACGGAUAGAAGCCAUCCGGAUGGGAAGGUGGGCACUAAGGGCGCACCAACAAGUGCUGGCAGCACUAGCGGUAGCGGAGGCAACGGAGGCAAUAGCGGUGGUGGCCAAAUGGACAAGGGGAAGGAAACUGACGCAGGAGGAAAGGCCAUUCCCAGCAAGGCGAGUGACUCGAAGGGCACGGAAAAAAACACGGUGAAGAGUAAAGACGAGCCUAAAGGUGAAGGAAACUCAGCACCCCCCGUCGAAAGGAGUGGUACCAGCAGGGGCGUCACUACUAAGGAGGGACCCCACAUUGAGGAAAGACCCCCACUAGACAGCGUUAAUAAAAGGGGCAACACAGGAGAGGAAAGCGCGAAGGAGAAGAACAAUUCUGCAGAGGCGUCAAGCAGUGUACGCGAUAGAGGCAGUGUGGUUAGCAGCGGCCGUGGGGGCCACCUAUCAAAGGAACCCCCAAAGGAAGCCCCAAAGGAGCCCACUGCACUGCCGACCCCCAUCGGUGAAACCAUAAACAUAAAAAUAAUAGCCAACCCUAACUAUGAAGUAAAUCAAACGGAGGGGAAGCAAAAAAAAAAACGAGAUACUCAUCGCAAAGGAAGGGGGAAAAAGAAUCGACCGUCGUCCAAAAAGAGAAGUGGCAGAAGUUACAAUGCAGACAGGGGAGAAACCCGGAGGGAUGACUUGAGCAGCAGUGGAAAUUUAGGAAAUGCGGAAAGGAGUGAAGAUUCGCCAGCGGGACGAAGUGGUGUGGAUCCUAAUUUGGACGUCCAUCUGCGCAGCAGUGGGGAGCAGGGUGGUAAACCCACUUCGCCUGAGGGGGGUGCACACAGUCGAAGCGAAAGCCCAUCGGAGCUGUCCGUCUCCAUAGAAUUGCCGCACGGAUUGAGUGAAGUCAAAAAGGCAGCAGCGGUUAUGAUCCCGCAGGGGGGACGUGCGGAGGAGGAGAAAGAGCUAAGCCUUCUCCAGAUGCGCGCCGAAGAGGCGAACGAGUUUCGCGGCGAAUCAAACGAGUCUGGCCGCGAAUCAAACGAGUAUGGCGGUGACGCGAAUGAUCCCCAAAACGAACCCAUCUUAGAAAAAGCGAGGGAAGAUAAAAACCUAGAAAGUUUCGGAGAAGAAGAAACUGUGGAAAAUAUAGCGUCAAUAGAGCACCCCCUAAUUAGGAGGAAGAAAAAUAUAGUAAAAAAUGCACGUAAGGUGUAUGACCUAAAUUUGUACAACUGUACCUUCAUAGAGGACUGGGACUUAAAUCAUGAGUACAUGGAUGAAGAGGGUUCGCUGGUGAAGUUAAGUGGGUAUGUUUUUCAAAACGUGGUGAAUUCAGAUUUGAUGCCAACGGCAAAUAUAACCGACUGGAAGUUAAAAGGGUCGUGUGAUUAUGAUAAGUAUGUGUGUGGGGCUUUGGGCUAUAUGAAUAAUGUGUACAGUAAGGGUGAAAGGGUUAUAUUUGAAGGUCGGGUGUAUGAGGCCACCAGCGAUGCCUACGGGACUCCGAGGGAGAUGGAGAACGUGUGGGUGGAGAAGACGGAUGACUGUUACGAUUUUUAG